GUGCAUAAUUGUUAAGUAAAUCAACCAAAUAUUAUUACGAUUUUCUCCUUUCACAGGUUUCACAGUAUUCUGUCUUCUCUGGCCUAUCAUUCUAGCAAUGACAUCGUUUAUAGAAAGGCAGAAAAGCCUUUUUAACCAUCUAAAAGAUGCCGAGGAACAAAUCAGCUUCUCCAAACACAAUAAAGCUGAAACUCCGCAUGACAAUGGAGAAAUGGACCGCAGGCACUACAGAAAACUAAAACAUGAAAUGAAACAGUUCAGAGGUAAAGAAAGUAUUUAUAAGAGACCCGAAGCUUCCAUGAGGGACUGUUUACGAGCGCGAGGAAUCCCAGAAUAUGUGAAAAAUCCCAGAAAAUGGGUGUAUUAUUCAUUAUCAGAUGUGACACAAGAGCAGAUGUCAGAUUCCACUAAUUCUGCGACAGCGCAUGCAUUCAUUCGUGAAUUGGAAGAAAGAGAAGCUGCUAAGACUAGAAUGGAUCAAGACUGUGAAGGGCCUGAAGAGUUUGUCUUCAAAAAACCUAUUUUCCAUAUAUCAGCCACAGUAAAAAAAGCAACGGAACCAGAAAUACCAAAAGCGGUAUUUAAAAGCAGUAAAGUUCUGAUGCCUGAAUAUGUUGUGGGGAGAGCACAAAAGAAAGAAAAGAAACCUAUGAGAAAACAAUUGCCUGAAAAUAAUGAGGAUAAUGAGAAGAAAGCGGCACUAAAGUUAAAUCAUCUGUAUGACGAUGAUGGUGAAGAUGAAGAUUAGUUAUAAUUGAUGUGUAAAACAUAACAUUAUGUUGCUAUUAUAUUUUAUUGCUUAAGGAAUUGAA
Messenger RNA from Cydia splendana, 812 nucleotides. Its product is annotated as U5 small nuclear ribonucleoprotein TSSC4. Lineage: Eukaryota; Metazoa; Arthropoda; Insecta; Lepidoptera; Tortricidae. Bases 98 to 748 code for a protein of 216 amino acids. The record is from RefSeq and is a predicted model, not a curated record. The transcript has a single exon.